Molecule: messenger RNA, 2239 nt
Organism: Sphaerulina musiva SO2202
Lineage: Eukaryota; Fungi; Ascomycota; Dothideomycetes; Mycosphaerellales; Mycosphaerellaceae
Product: S-adenosyl-L-methionine-dependent methyltransferase
Exons: 3
Coding region: 903-1847 (314 amino acids)
Source: RefSeq, a predicted model, not a curated record
GUAGGUACUAGCUGACAUGUACAGGUAAUGUAGCUACUAAGGUGUGAUGGAGGAGGAUUGGAGGUAAGGUACAUACCACCUGAGAGAUGAAGAUCGAUCGUCUUCUCGGGAGGCCCACACCAGAAUAGAUCAUUUCCGAACCUCACCGCCUCCCGUCCUCCCGUCCUCCCGUCCCGUCUGUCCACCACCACGAGAAGUUCGAGAACUUAGGUACAUUACCCGACCCUAACCUCUCACCUCACCCUACCUCACCCUGCCUUGCCUUGCCUUGCCUUGCCUUGCCUUGCCUCGCCUUGCCUUGCCUUGCCUUACCUUCUACUCAUAUAACUCAUCCACCUCUCCAUGCACCGCGGUCCCUGCGUAUCGUACAGUAGUUCUGACAUCCACGUCGUAGGUGUGGGUGUGGGUGUAUGGGUGUGUGCGUUGCGGUAGCUGUAGCUGUAGCUGUAGCUGUCCCAAGUCCCAUCACAAUGGUCACGCAACCUCUACCACCACACUCACUCACAGGCUCUCCUCUUUCCUGCACCCCCAGAUAAUCAUGGUGCUGGUAGUGGUUCUGGUAAUCUGCACGAGCACAGCUCCAUCAUGGUGGGCUACCACGAGCUGCAAGCGUUGCCAGCGAAGCAUUGCAUAAGGGCGAUGCCCAGUCGGCACCAGAGAACCUCAUGAACCCGACCACUAACGAUCGGCCGUCAUUCACUAAUGUGAUCUUGUCAGUGAAGCUCCGAGAUGAUCACAAAUAGCUGGUGGACCCCAGCUGCCUCGCGAGUCCCCUGUUCACUGCUGCUUCUAUUGCUUCUACUGCUUCGUCUGCUUCUGAUUCCUCCACUGCUUCCACUGCCUCCACCGCCUUUGAAAUUGAUCCAGCCGACGUUCCUCUGCGCUCCUUGGCAUCCGCCGACAUGGCUCUGCAGCUCGAGGACCAUGCCAAGCGCAAUGCCGGCGACCAGACUCCGCCGUCACGUCCAGACUCGGCCAUUGAUGUUCACGACGACUAUGUCCUGACACGAGAUGCCGCGGCUUCUGCGCGCCUCAAUCUCUCACAUUACAUCUGGCAGUCCUCUUACGGCUACAACUUACACCCGCGGAUUCAAGAUGCGAUUCGAGGCAAAGAAAACCUGCACAUAGCAGACAUCGGAACAGGCACCGGGAUAUGGCUGCUCGACCUAGCCCAACAGUUGCCGGCGUCCACUCGGCUCGACGCCAUCGACAUCUCCUUUGGCCAGCUGCCACCCCGAGAAUGGCUUCCCAAGAACGUCACACUCCGUCUCGCUGAUGUGUUCCGUCCACCUACCGACGAUCUGGUCGAGAAGUACGACGUGAUUCACAUCCGACACUUUGUGUGCGUGGUGAAAGAGAACGACCCGACCCCACUGCUGAAGAAUCUGCUUCGCAUGCUGAAACCGGGAGGAUGGCUGCAGUGGGACGAGUGGGAUGUCCUCAAUCGACACUUUGUCAAGGCCUCGCCUUCUCAUUCCCACUCGAGCAUCGAUAAACUCGAAGAGGAGUUUGCCAAUAUGAGACGCUACACCCCUCGACCGGAAUGGACGGCCCGCUUGGACGACUACUUUUUGAUGCAGAAUGUGCAGCAGGUGGCGCUGGAAAAGAGACUGUCCAGCAUUGGACAUGUGUCUUUCAUGCACGAUCUAUCGCUGCUGGUGUUCCAAGAACUGAUCGAUGGCGCCGAGCUGAAGGGCUUGAUUGACGAGGAGAAGGUAUUGUAUUUGAGGAGACUGCUGGGAGGCGCCACGCGAGAGAGUCGAAUGGGCGCGGCGUGGAACUUGACGAGGUGUAUGGCGGUUGGGCAAAAGGCCCGGAGUGAGAGUAUGGGUGCAUUCCUGCUGUGAAGGGCGAGUGCGACAUGAAGUCGGGGUGGUGAGCGUCAUGCGGGUGGUAAGGCUGCGACUGGAAGUGUGUGGCCUUGCGAGAUUGUUCCUCGAAGCACGCAACGGAUGGUGAUCUACUAAGCAACGAAGAAACGAUUGGACCGUACCAGCUUGUAUUGAUUAUGUCAUGCAUCUUUACCUCAUCUCCGCAUCUGGCUUAAGGUUCUUCCAGCCGGCGACAAGGCAUGACGUAGAAUCUCGCCAUCGUGUCAGAUCUUUAGAUCCUCGGUCUUACAUCUUUGUAGUUUCGAUUAGAAAUGCGACAGUACGUACUACAUGUACCUACCUAGUAGUCAUCAAGCUUGAUCAGCACCUAGUAGAGAGAGAUAUAUAUAUAUGCUCGAGCCUUCGUU